Molecule: messenger RNA, 3761 nt
Organism: Salvelinus fontinalis (brook trout)
Lineage: Eukaryota; Metazoa; Chordata; Actinopteri; Salmoniformes; Salmonidae
Product: renin receptor-like
Exons: 11
Coding region: 94-1182 (362 amino acids)
Biological process (GO): positive regulation of Wnt signaling pathway
Cellular component (GO): membrane; external side of plasma membrane
Molecular function (GO): signaling receptor activity
Source: RefSeq, a predicted model, not a curated record
AACACAACACAGCGUCUAUUCUUCCGGAAAGCCACACGAAGAAGAUAUUCGUGGCAAGCGAGUCAUCUGAUCUACGUUAGAGCAAGGGGAAUUAUGUUGCUGGAAAAUCGCCGAAGGAUGGAGACUUUAUUCAGCGUAGCGUUUAUCUUCUGCUCGGCUUUUACGGCAGGCGUUCAGGGGGACAGCCUCACCAUAUUGCAGGCCCCUGGGUACGUGUCCUUCCAAAAGGGAGACUGGCCAAUCUCUGGGGAGAAGAUUCCAGAUAUGGUGGCUCUGACUAUGGGUUUCUCUGUCCAGGAGGAUCUCUCCUGGCCUGGCCUCCGGGCAGGUCAGUUGUUCCAGCGUCCCAGGGCCAACGUGCUGGUGGUGGUGAGGGGGGUGGACAGCCUGGCCCUGCCACAGAAUGUGGCCUCCUACCCCUUGGAGAACCCGGUACCCUUCACCCUAGACAGUGUGGCUGAGACGGUUCAUUCUCUCUUUGCUGAGGACACUCCUGUGGUCCUCCAGCUGGCCCCUAGUGAGGAGAGGCUGUACAUGCUGGGGAAGGCCAACGCGGUGUUUGAGGACCUCCCUGUGACCCUGCAGCAGAUCCGUUCUCGUCUCUCCCAGGAUGGCUCCGUGCUGGCCUCCCUGCCACUUAACUCCCUCAACCGCAACGCUGAGGCUGAUCUGCUCUUCCUGUCUGAGGUCCAGGUUCUGCAUGACAUCACUGCCCUGCUGCGGAGACACCGGCACCUGGCCCAGGACCACUCCCCUGACCUGUACUCCCUGGAGCUGUCUGGACUGGAGGAGCUGGGCCGUCGCUACGGACAGGACUCCCCUCAGUAUCGAGACGCCACCGCCAUCCUGGCCAACGUCCUACAAAAGUUUGGUGAGGACAUGUUUGGUCUCUAUGGUGACAGUGCGGUGGUCGAGGUUGUCACGGUGAAGAGCUUUGAGGCACCAUUGACCAGGAAGUCCCGCUCCAUCCUGGAGUCCAAACAGAUUAGUAACCCUGGCAGUCCCUAUAACCUGGCCUAUAAAUAUAACUUUAAUUAUGCAGUGAUCUUCAACAUCGUGCUAUGGCUGAUGAUCAUCCUUGCCUUGGCUGUCAUUGUCAUCUCAUACAAUCUGUGGAACAUGGACCCAGGAUAUGACAGCAUCAUCUACAGGAUGACCAAUCAGAAGAUCAGGUUGGACUGAAGUCUGCCCAGCAACACUCCAGCCCUCCAAUUAGCCCUCUCCUAGUGGAAGUUUAUUGUUUUUCUUGUUUUGUGUGAAAAAUAAAGAUGUGGAGCCUUGGAGUCUUAGCCCAUACUCUCUAGGUACUUGUUUAGAUCUGAGAGAGUUGGAUAGGUAUAAGCAAUAUGGUGAAAAUAAUUCCACCCAGCUUGGUAUAUAAGCCAUGGUCGAACUAAGUAUAAACCAAAUAGUGUAUACCUAUCCAAACUCUCAGAUAUACACAAGGUGAUAGGGGUUGAUUGUGGACUGAGGAGUAGAAAUCAGAAUAGCAGUUGUUCAGGUGGAGGUAAUAGUUUAAUCCAAUAUGUAUGACAUGUAUGUGAGUUGCAGUUCACUAUAAUGUCACUGGUUAGCUCCUUUUGAGAAAGUACUGCAAAGGUUGACUAUAUAGAAUUGUAACACUGUAGAGCUGUGUCUGAAGCCUAGUCCUGUACCUUCUAUCCCACACUUCACAUUUAUUUUGAGUGUCAACAGUAGUUGUCCUACUUCCUUGGUGAUUGAAAAUGUCCUGUUUUAUUUUUUUGUAAAAAGAAAAAUAUAUUAUUGUAAUGCCCUGAAAGACUGAGAAUUAUAUGGUGUGUGUGAUGUAAAUUAUUGUAUUUUUUGAGAUAUGAAACUUAAGUUAAAGUGAAAUGUGUAUAUAUUGAAGUUAGAAAUGCAAAUAUCUUGAAUAAACUGCUGUAUUGGUAUGGUGAGAAGGUCUGUAAUAUUCACUGGCAUGUUGCAUGAAUUUUGCAGUUGUGUGACGAUAUGAAAUGGAAAUAUUAUGUACAAUAUGGGCAAUAAAUGAUUUAAAAUCAUAAGUUUGUGUACUUCAAUCAGCAAAUUGAAUUAACAUGUUUAUUAAACCAAUAUAGUCUACAGAAACCAGUGAUACAUUGGCACAAAUGACCUUGGACAAAUUGUCCCACAGUUAGUUUUAGUAAAUGUGUCACUCAGUCUGACACCGAGUUUAUAAUAAACACGUUUUCUAAUUCAGAGUGAUAUGACAUGUUUACCACCACCAAAAAUACUCCUCAAUUCACUUAUCCAAUACAUAAGCAGAUCACGAGACAAGGUCAGUCGUAACUGUUGAGCUAUAUAGAAGUAGCCAAUCAGUGAAGCCGUGUAGCUAUCUGCUCCAAUAGAGAGACGAGUUCCUGAAACUCCACCUCUAAGGUUAUCCGCAAUACGUAACUGGGUGUGCUUUUGUGUAACUGGUUUGGUAACAGCAGAUCGACUAUACUACCAAAAGACAUCGAUCAAGCAGCAAAACAUUCCUCUAUCUGGCGACAAAAACAUCCCUUUUCUGAGGAGAAAGAAGAACAGACUCUCGUGCCAUGGUCUGACUGCUGAUCAAAGCCAGCAUCUGGACGGUGAGGAAGAUUCGGGCCCACAUUGCUGAGGGAGAGCAAGAGGAGAAGCCCAUCUUCACACCAUGUGGUGUUAUUGGUUUUAAGAAGGAGCAGUUGACAUCAGGUUCUGAUCCACCGGCGGCCAUAAUGACCCCUGAACCUGAUGAUGGUAUCGCUAACGGCGGCCCGGCGCCGUCGUCAGAGACAGCCGUGCAGAAGUGCGGUUCCUGAGGUUAAAGGUCACACUGGAUAACUGGCUGGGAUCAAUAAAUGAUUAUUAAGCAUGUCUUGAAAAAGGAUGCAUUUACAGAACUGUAUGUCGACAGACGCAGUCACCCUGUUCCUUGCUCCCAGACAACUUUGCAGUAUUUAGAUUUGUUUGUGUUAUUUCUUACCUUAUUUACUCAGAACAUUUCUAGUAUUGUUACUUACACCCGGAAAAAAAGUUUUGGACGUUAAUCAGGGAAAUUCUACUUCCCUGAUCGGACUGUCUAUAAACAACAUUCACAUACAUUAUUCUGAUACUUUUUCAUUUAUUUUUCAAAAGUUUGGAUUAUGUAUUGUAUUGCUAGAAACAUACGCAUUUUGCUGCACCUGCAAAUCUGUACGUGACCAAUACACUUUGAUUACUUUUUUCUAUAGCCCAACACGCUCUUACUUAACUUUACUGACCUUAGUCAAAGCGUUCCCAUACAAAAUGUCACUAUGACCAUAAUGAUGACUAGUUUUGAGAUCAAAUUAUGACAUGACAAGUCAUUCCAUUUAAUUUACGUUGUGUAGGUUUCUGAACCCAAGUAUCCUAAUACGAUAUCGCAAUAAAAAGUUUAUUAUUUACUGAUCUAUAGAAGAUAUUCUUUAACAGCCCUCCAACUGAAAAACGUUUAUGUUGUCAUGCCCUUGCUGUCCCAGCCUCUGUCCAGUGUGCCCAUACUCAGCGGACCAAAUACUAAGCUGAGAUACCUGCUGUAAUUCCAACUUUCACUCACAUCAGUCACUAAAUCAGUGUGAAGAUUGUGUGAAGUUAGGACAUUUUCAUAUACACUGAUCUCAGGUCAAUAUUGGGUCCAGUGAGCUCUGUUUAACUUCUGACACCAGAUGACCCUUGUGGCUGCAGCGUGUGACGGCCUGCUCACCAACCCCUCCACCCAGGGACUGAGCGGUUCUGAUGCCCCUGCUGCAGCUUCCCCAAUAAAAACUUGAAAACUA